Messenger RNA from Carica papaya (papaya), 1070 nucleotides. RefSeq names its product bax inhibitor 1. The record is from RefSeq and is a predicted model, not a curated record. Lineage: Eukaryota; Viridiplantae; Streptophyta; Magnoliopsida; Brassicales; Caricaceae. Gene Ontology annotation, cellular component: membrane.
UCGUCAUCACGAUCAUAUCAUCUGUAAAUCAUCUACCGUCCUGCAAGACUUGGCCGCCAACUAUACAACCAAACAACAAUGGAUGCUUUCUCUUCUUUCUUCGACUCUCAAUCAAGGAACAGAUGGAGCUACGAGUCUCUGAAAAACUUGCGACAGAUCUCUCCCAUAGUCCAGACUCAUCUGAAACAGGUUUAUCUCACCUUAUGCUGUUCGCUCGUUGCAAUGGCUGCCGGUUCAUACCUUCAUCUUCUGUGGAACAUCGGCGGCCUUCUCACAACACUUGGAUGCUUUGGAAGCAUAGCGUGGCUGCUUUCUAGUUCUCCUUAUGAAGAGCAAAAGAGGGUUGCCCUUUUAAUGGCAACUGCACUCCUUCAAGGGGCUUCUAUCGGACCUCUGAUUGAUUUAGCCAUCAAGAUUGAUCCAAGCAUUCUGAUUACAUCGUUUGUGGGAACUGCGAUAGCCUUUGGUUGUUUCUCAGCAGCAGCAAUGUUGGCAAGGCGUAGAGAGUACCUGUAUCUUGGAGGCUUGCUCUCGUCUGGUGUGUCCAUGCUUAUGUGGCUGCACUUUGCUUCCUCCAUUUUUGGGGGAUCCACAGCAAUAUUCCAGUUUGAGUUAUACUUCGGACUCCUGGUGUUUGUGGGAUAUAUUGUGGUGGACACCCAGGAAAUAAUCGAGAAAGCACACUUUGGUGACCUUGACUAUGUAAAACACGCGCUUACCCUUUUCACUGAUUUUGUUGCUGUCUUUGUCCGUAUUCUCAUAAUCAUGUUGAAAAAUUCAGCCGAGAAAAGUGAGAAGAAGAAGAAAAGAAGAGAUUGAAUGAAAGAGUUUCCCUAAAGAUGGUGGAAGGAGAGUUGAAGAAUCUUAAUACUUGUCCAUAAACACUUUACCACGAACAAUGUUAGUAUUUGGAACUUGAACUUACUGUAUGGCUAAUAUUGCCACUUCAGUUCUUCCCGUGGUUGGGAGGGGUUUUCUUUUGACAUUGACAAGUUUAUAUCAGGCUCUCCAAGUGGAAUAUAUAUUUUCCUGGCUCCACCUAUGUUGAUAUAUGUUAGCAUUUGUUUCGA